This is a messenger RNA of Danio rerio (zebrafish), 3716 nucleotides long. RefSeq names its product calcium-sensing receptor (gene casr). Gene Ontology annotation, cellular component: plasma membrane; membrane. The record is from RefSeq and is marked validated. Gene Ontology annotation, molecular function: G protein-coupled receptor activity. Lineage: Eukaryota; Metazoa; Chordata; Actinopteri; Cypriniformes; Danionidae. Gene Ontology annotation, biological process: adenylate cyclase-inhibiting G protein-coupled receptor signaling pathway; positive regulation of intracellular signal transduction; intracellular calcium ion homeostasis.
CAGAAGUGUAGGCAAAGAACAGAGGAUGCGUACCUGUAAAAUGAUGGUUUAGUAUUACCAGCAAAACUAAAGUCUGCAGUGAUAUUUUGUUUUACGUUCACUAGGAUUCGUGUACAGUGAUCUGGCUUGUCUUUGUAUGCAGUUUGUUACUGGAAGCUUUUAUUGAGGAAAAUUCAGCAUUCAUCUAAUCGCUGUGUGGUGAAUCACAAAAAAAAUAAAUAAAUCAAACACUAUCUUCUGUAAAUCACUUUCAUGGGCCAGGCUUUUCUUGAUCCAUCCCAUAAUGAACAGGAGAGGAAUGUACUGGAGGAAGGAACAAAGAGAUCAACCUCACCUCAGAUAGACCCGUACAUGAUCAGAAAUGUGCGCAGACUCCACAGCUCCUUCACAGAGUGCGUUGGUCCAUACGACACUGCAUGUCUUUUUAAAUCCAUCAAUUAAUCAUUGGGAUUUUUAAAUAUUUUUUUGGCUGUUGAAACUAGAGGAAAUCCCAAACCUUUCCUCCCUGCCAACAACAGUCCUGCUUCAUGAAGACCACAUUAGGUUCCAACUGAAGCAAUGAGGUUUCAUCUGAAGUUUUACCUGCAUUACCUGGUUCUACUGGGUUCCAGCUGUGUAAUUUCGACCUAUGGCCCAAACCAGAGGGCCCAGAAGACGGGCGAUAUCCUGCUUGGAGGACUUUUCCCAAUGCAUUUUGGGGUGGCCUCCAAAGACCAGGAUCUUGCAGCACGGCCAGAGUCAACAGAGUGUGUCAGAUAUAACUUCCGUGGAUUCCGCUGGCUGCAGUCUAUGAUCUUCGCUAUAGAGGAGAUCAAUAACAGCUCCACUCUUCUUCCAAACAUUACGCUUGGCUACCGUAUAUUUGACACGUGCAACACUGUCUCGAAAGCGUUGGAGGCGUCACUGAGUUUUGUCGCGCAGAAUAAGAUUGAUUCACUGAAUCUGGACGAGUUCUGUAACUGCACAGGGAACAUCCCAUCAACCAUUGCAGUGGUCGGGGCUUCUGGAUCUGCAGUGUCUACUGCCGUGGCGGACCUGCUGGGUCUUUUCUACAUCCCUCAGAUUAGCUAUGCUUCAUCCAGCCGCCUUUUGAGCAACAAAAACCAGUACAAAUCCUUCAUGAGGACAAUCCCUACAGACGAGUACCAGGCGAUUGCCAUGGCUGCCAUCAUCGAGCACUUCCAGUGGAACUGGGUGAUUGCUAUCGCCUCUGACGACGAAUACGGCCGGCCAGGCAUUGAAAAGUUUGAGAAUGAAAUGUUUCACCGGGACAUCUGCAUUGACCUCAAUGUUUUAAUUUCACAGUACGUUGACGAAGCUGAGAUUCGUCGCCUGGCAGAUCGCAUCCAGAACUCAUCCGCCAAGGUAAUUGUUGUGUUUGCUAGCGGACCAGAUAUCGAGCCGUUAGUUAAAGAGAUGGUGAGACGAAACAUCACAGACCGCGUCUGGUUGGCGAGCGAAGCAUGGGCCAGUUCCAGUCUAGUCGCCAAACCAGAGUAUCUUGACGUCAUGGGAGGAACCAUUGGCUUUGCUCUGAGGGCUGGACAUAUACCCGGCUUUAAAGACUUCUUACAGCAGGUCCAUCCAAAGAAGUCAAGCCAUAAUGAAUUUGUGCGAGAAUUUUGGGAGGAGACGUUCAACUGUUAUCUUGAAGACAGCCCAAGGAAUGCUGAUAGUGAGAAUGGCAGUACGAGUUUCAGGCCGCUGUGUACUGGGGAAGAGGACAUUGCCAGUGUUGAGACGCCAUAUUUGGACUACACGCACCUCAGGAUUUCCUAUAACGUGUAUGUGGCUGUUUAUGCCAUAGCACAGGCACUUCAGGACAUACUUACCUGCACUCCAGGGAAAGGAUUGUUUUCUAAUGGCUCUUGUGCAGAUAUUAGGAAAGUUGAAGCUUGGCAGGUUCUGAAACAACUAAGACACCUCAACUUCAUAGAUAGCAUGGGGGAGAGAGUGCGCUUUGACAACGGCAGUGAGCUUUCAGCCAAUUAUACCAUCAUAAACUGGCAUCGAUCACCCGAGGAUGGGUCUGUCGUAUUCAAGGAGGUUGGCUAUUACAGUAUACAUAACAAGAACGUGGCCAAGCUUUCCAUUGACAAGAGCAAAAUCCUGUGGAACGGACGUCUAACUGAGGUACCAUUUUCCAACUGUAGUGUGGAAUGUGAACCUGGAACAAGGAAAGGAAUUAUUGAUGGCGAACCCACAUGUUGCUUUGAGUGUACAGAAUGCUCGGAUGGGGAGUACAGUGAUCAUAAAGAUGCCAGUUUUUGCGUUAAAUGCCCAAACAACUCCUGGUCCAACGGCAAUCACACUUCUUGCUUUCUGAAGCAAAUCGAGUUUCUGUCCUGGACCGAACCGUUCGGGAUUGCGCUGGCCUUAUUUGCAGUCCUCGGGGUUCUCCUAACAGCUUUUGUGUUGGGUGUUUUUGUGCAAUUCCGUGAUACUCCAAUCGUGAAGGCAUCAAACCGAGAGCUGUCGUUUCUUUUGCUUUUCUCGCUUAUAUGCUGUUUCUCCAGCUCUCUCAUAUUCAUAGGCGAACCACAGGAUUGGACGUGCCGGGUACGCCAACCAGCAUUCGGCAUCAGCUUUGUGUUAUGCAUCUCAUGCAUUCUAGUCAAAACCAAUCGUGUCCUGCUGGUGUUCGAAGCUAAAAUCCCUACGAGUCUCCACCGUAAGUGGUGGGGAUUAAACCUGCAGUUCUUGCUAGUCUUCUUGUUCACGUUUGUGCAGGUGAUGAUCUGCGUGGUUUGGUUGUACAACGCUCCGCCUGGAAGUUACAAGAACUACGACAUCGAUGAAAUCAUCUUCAUCACCUGCAACGAGGGCUCCAUGAUGGCUCUGGGGUUUCUGAUUGGCUACACGUGCUUGUUGGCCGCCAUCUGUUUUUUCUUCGCGUUCAAGUCUCGGAAGCUGCCGGAGAAUUUCACGGAGGCCAAAUUCAUAACGUUCAGCAUGCUGAUUUUUUUCAUCGUCUGGAUCUCCUUUAUUCCGGCGUACUUCAGCACUUACGGCAAAUUCGUCUCGGCUGUUGAGGUCAUAGCAAUCCUGGCGUCCAGCUUCAGUUUGCUUGCCUGUAUCUUUUUCAACAAGGUGUAUAUCAUUCUUCUGAAACCGUCGAGGAAUACGAUCGAGGAGGUGCGCUGUAGCACUGCGGCUCACGCCUUUAAAGCUGCAGCAAAAGCGACUUUACGACACAGUUCAGGCUUUAGAAAGAGAUCCAGCAGUGUUGGCGGCUCCUCCGCAUCUUCGCCCUCCUCAUCCAUCAGCAUGAAGACCAACGGGAAUGAAAUGGAGUCACCGUCUACGCGGAGACACGGCUCAAAACCGAGGGUGAGCUUUGGAAGUGGGACGGUCAGUCUCUCCUUGAGCUUCGAGGAGGCUAGAAACUCGAUGAAAUGAUUGACAAGAACAGCUCUGUGCGUGACUGGUUUGUACAUUCACUGCUGUGUAAAUGUUGUCAUUGGAUCAAGGAUGGGUUUGGCAUUGUAAGCAGUGGCUGUGUUGUUGAAUCCAUCUGCAAAUAAUUUUUUUCCCUUAAAGUUUUCGGACUAUUUUUUGUGGACAAUGUGAAAUGGGUAUUGUUCUCUGAUGAGUGACUGUCUUUACCACAUCUGGGGAAGUUACGGUGUAGAGAAGCCCCAAAAAAGUGUACCUACCAGACAGAUGCAUGCCCAGGGUGAAGCAUGGGGGUGGAUCAGUGAUGGUUUGGGCUGCAA